UGAUAUAUAGUUUAUAGGUUAGCGCAUGCGUGUUAGGUUGAAAUGGAAGGGUCAUACAAAUCGUUUACCACAAACACCGCGAGAAGGCGCGAUGAUCGUACCUCUAAAGAGGGGUGUAGUUUUUUUUCGAACAAAUGGUGGGGGUGUCGAAGGGGCGGGUAUGGCCCGUGGUCGUAACAACGGAACCGUAUCAGUGUGAGGCCGGCUAUCAGCCGCCUAACAUCGAGGUUGGGGUUACGCUUGUAUACGUAACGCGGCUGCCGCAGGCACCCACACACAUAUACUUGCGACACCCGUGCACGGAUUCUCGCGGAUUCUCUUGUCGUGGGCUAGGCGAGCAGAGGGAUCUGCGAACUGUUCACGCGGGGAAUCCUUUUCGGCUGUCAACGGGUGGGCAGCCUUUCUCAAUGCAAGAAGGAUCAACGGUGCGCCAUACGUCGAAACGAACAACCGGCCUCCGGAAGAAUGGAGUGUGGACAACGUAGAAAGUAAAAACUAUAGACAGGACGAUUUAAAAAGAAACAGAGACAGAGAUAAAGAAAGAAAAGGAAAAACAAUAAGAGAGAAAGAAAGAGAAAAGAACUGGUGGUAUCAUCGUCGGUAAGGAAACUGCGUAACAUAAACGGGUCACGCGAGUAAGCCGUGUUAUUGGUGUCCCGUGCUUCUAGGGGGAAAUAUCGAGAAGCGGUGAGUGCGGUAUCGAGAGUAAUUAAGCAGUCGCGGGAUUAUUCGGUAAUAAUGGCUGAUCGCGAUUGAUUGAGGGAGACAGGACAAGUAUGUGCACGGCCACUGGUGUACAUUUUGGUUACAUUUAGCCGAAUAACGCGAUAGAA
Molecule: messenger RNA, 833 nt
Organism: Apis dorsata (giant honeybee)
Lineage: Eukaryota; Metazoa; Arthropoda; Insecta; Hymenoptera; Apidae
Exons: 2
Coding region: 135-485 (116 amino acids)
Source: RefSeq, a predicted model, not a curated record